Messenger RNA from Anopheles coustani, 1746 nucleotides. RefSeq names its product CLIP domain-containing serine protease B4-like. Gene Ontology annotation, molecular function: serine-type endopeptidase activity. Gene Ontology annotation, biological process: proteolysis. The record is from RefSeq and is a predicted model, not a curated record. The transcript has 7 exons. NCBI's taxonomy places the organism in Eukaryota, Metazoa, Arthropoda, Insecta, Diptera, Culicidae. Bases 1 to 1746 code for a protein of 581 amino acids.
AUGUACCGAUGGAGCUUUUUCGGGGGAUUUUUGCUGCUGAUUGCUGGCGUUUCUUGCCAUGAUCAGACGGAAUUUGAUGGCAGAUCGAUGUUGCAAGAUUUUCGUAACCGAUUCAUGUCCUACGAGUACAUCGAGAACGAUGAGUGCCCGUUCAAGUAUCUGCGAAACGUGUACACCGACUACUGUCACGUGGCGUUGGUGAAGAAAAACGACUCCAUUUGCCUCGGCGUGCUGGUGUACGACAACUACAUCCUGACUACGGCGAGCUGCGUGCCACAAGACUGGAAGUCUGUCCAGGUGCAGCUGCAGUCGGGUUUCGAUUUGCCCGUCGUUGAUCGAUUGGUCUACUCCAAGUAUGAGACGCUCAAUAUAAGUAGUGCCAGUACUCCGAUCCUCUUGCGAAUUAAUGGAACCGUUAAUUACAGCAUCCCCUACGAGCAUACCGCCGCCUGUCUGUGGCCAAAAGAUAAUGUAGUGACGUACUCCAAAGUGCAGGAUGUAGCCUACGAUAAAACGUUGGAUAAAUUGAUUCAAAAUACAACGGUCUGUUCGAGCGCAACACAAGAAGCCUGUCUGAAAAAAACCUUCACUGAGUGGUGUGCGCGGCGCCCAUCUGGUAGCAUUUUACAGAUACGCGACCUGGAUCAUUACUCCAUGCACCCGAUGGUGGCGGGGCUGUUUUGCGAUGACCAAAAUCAGUUGGUACCGGUGUCGAGUUACGCCAGCUGGAUUCGCGAAGUCAUCGCCAGCGACCGUAUAGUGUUCGUGAUGCCAAACUCGGGCAUGGGUGAAAAGUGUAUCACCAGGAGUGAUAAGGAAGGGGUCUGCCUUACGAUCGAUUCCUGCCCCCAAGUCUACAAGGCCCUGACGGGCAAGGCGCGCAAUACCGACCGGCUCGAGCAGUGCGGUUUCGAAGGGAAAAAUAUGCUGCACUGUUGCUUGACGGACGAAAUGUUGAGGGCGGAAGACAAGAGGGAUAAGUUAAAGAGCAUCGAGCAGGAAAUCGAGCUCUGCCAUGAGCUGUACGAGGUGCAUCGCCGUACCACGAAGGAACAGCAGACCCAUUCGCAGCUGGCGCUGUUGCAGAACGAAGCCGGAGAGAGCGAAUGCAUUGGGACGCUGAUUGCAAAAAGCUUUGUUCUGACGGCUGCACAAUGUGUACAGCACAUAAAGUCCCAAAACUACACCGUUAUGGUUGGCAAAGGAAGUGGUGAUAAGAAUCUGAUGCAAACGAGGCAAAUCAAAUCAAUUCUGAUUCAUCCGAAAUUCGAGCACCAGUCUAACCACUAUAAUCUAGCCAUCAUUACCGUGAGUGCCCCGUUCACCAUCAUGGAGUACAGCGUCCCGGCUUGCCUGUGGUCGGACAAGAACCGUAUGCCGGUCAGACUCACUACGACUGGAUACCACUCUGCGUCCGAUGCCAUCACAGUCACCCAUGACCAUCUGCUCUAUUAUAUGGACUGUCGAUUGAAACACUACUCCAAUCUGACCCUUACCGAGUCCUGCAUCCUGCCGGAGAUCGAUGAAGGGUACUGCGAGGAAGAGCGCACUGCAUGUGCCGAAUCGGGUACGGGUUUGUUCAGUACGAUCUACAUGAGCGCCGACUGGAGACCGGUAAAUUUUUUGGUGGGUGUCUACAGUACCGGGGCGCAAUGUGCGCAGGGCAAGCCCGCCAUAUACACCAGAGUUAGUGAAUACUACCCGUGGAUUAGGAGCCAGCUCUACCUUAUGGCACAGGAUAUCUAA